Aspergillus ibericus CBS 121593 is the source of this 1622-nucleotide messenger RNA. Its product is annotated as GTP-binding protein RBG1. Gene Ontology annotation, cellular component: cytoplasm. Gene Ontology annotation, molecular function: GTP binding; GTPase activity. Gene Ontology annotation, biological process: cytoplasmic translation. The record is from RefSeq and is a predicted model, not a curated record. The transcript is spliced from 10 exons. NCBI's taxonomy places the organism in Eukaryota, Fungi, Ascomycota, Eurotiomycetes, Eurotiales, Aspergillaceae. Bases 323 to 1429 code for a protein of 368 amino acids.
GAACAACUGCUGGAUGGUCACGGAGAAGAACUCGCCACCGGCGAUAACCGUGGUUGCCUUAUGGCCUGAGGCCGCCUCCCCGCCAUGUGACGAACCAAACGGACAAAUGAAGUGGCGGCCACAAUUUCAAAGAUUGUAUCUCCACCACCAUUGCGACUGACGUACCGAUUGUUCGUUCUGGUUCUCACCACAACACUGCUGGAAAGGGUUUCGAUCGCUAGGGGCGGAAAUCCUGCAGAAUUGCUUCUCCCGUUUUAUUCCUUUUUGUUUUUAUAGAUUUUGUACCUUGUGCGAGGGGUGAACCUCCAUAUAUACCGCCAAAAUGUCGACAACCGUGGAGAAGAUCAAGCAAGUCGAGGACGAGAUGGCUCGGACUCAGAAGAACAAGGCGACGGCCUAUCACUUGGGACAGUUGAAGGCUAAGCUUGCUAAGCUAAAGCGAGAGCUUUUGACUCCGUCUGGCGGUGGUGGUGGCGGCGGUGGUGCUGGUUUCGAUGUCGCCCGUACCGGUGUUGCUAGUGUUGGUUUCAUUGGUUUCCCCUCUGUCGGAAAGAGUACCUUGAUGAGCAGAUUGACGGGCCAGCAUUCCGAAGCUGCUGCUUACGAGUUCACAACUUUGACGACGGUCCCUGGUCAAGUGAUGUACAACGGUGCUAAGAUUCAGAUUCUCGAUCUCCCCGGUAUUAUUCAGGGAGCCAAGGAUGGUAAGGGUCGUGGUCGACAGGUCAUUGCUGUGGCCAAGACCUGCCAUCUCAUCUUCAUCGUCCUCGAUGUCAACAAGCCGCUAGUCGACAAGAAGGUCAUUGAGAACGAACUGGAGGGCUUCGGUAUUAGAAUCAACAAGCAGCCUCCUAACAUUACCUUCAAGAAGAAGGAUAAGGGUGGUAUUGCCAUCACAAGCACCGUCCCCUUGACGCAUAUUGAUCACGACGAAAUCAAAGCCGUCAUGAGCGAGUACAAGAUCUCUUCGGCCGAUAUCUCGAUCCGGUGCGACGCGACCAUUGAUGAUCUGAUCGAUGUCCUUGAAGCCAAGAGUCGCGCUUAUAUCCCCGUCGUCUAUGCCCUCAACAAGAUCGAUGCCAUUACGAUUGAGGAGUUGGACUUGCUGUACCGGAUUCCCAACGCCUGCCCGAUCAGUUCCGAGCACGGGUGGAACAUCGACGAACUGUUGGAGAUGAUGUGGGAUAAGCUCAACCUUCGUCGCAUCUACACCAAGCCUAAAGGAAAGGCCCCCGAUUACACGGCCCCCGUUGUGCUGAGAUCGCACGCUUGCACGGUCGAGGAUUUCUGUAAUGCUAUCCACCGGACGAUCAAGGACCAGUUCAAGCACGCUAUUGUCUACGGCCGCUCCGUGAAGCACCAGCCUCAGCGUGUCGGUCUGUCACACGAGCUGGCGGACGAAGAUAUCGUGUCGAUUGUGAAGCGGUAAAUAAGUUUACUGGAGCGCAAUCCUUGAAGGAUCCGCUUAUGACCGGGGCGAGCUAUGGCGAAUCGUACUCGAGAGGAUAAAUCGGUAGUGUUAGGGGCUGCUCCGCCAAGUAUCAAGUCCAGGAGGCCCGGCCCUUGUGACAGAUUUUCCGUGAGAUGCCAUAAGGAUUGUGAUUGGGGGAGACGAUGUGCGC